This is a messenger RNA of Tilletiaria anomala UBC 951, 1796 nucleotides long. Its product is annotated as FAD/NAD(P)-binding domain-containing protein. The record is from RefSeq and is a predicted model, not a curated record. Lineage: Eukaryota; Fungi; Basidiomycota; Exobasidiomycetes; Georgefischeriales; Tilletiariaceae. The transcript has a single exon. Bases 92 to 1540 code for a protein of 482 amino acids. Gene Ontology annotation, molecular function: FAD binding.
CUUGAUUGAAUCAUCGGCUCCACAGCCAGCCGAUCUGGCCAUUGUUCGGCUAAACAUUAUCAGAAGGAUCGGUUCGCAUCUAUCUGUCGACAUGCAGCCACUUCGUGUGCUGAUCAUUGGGGGUGGCGUGGGCGGAGCAAGCCUUGCGCACGGGCUCCAACGGUCCGGAGCCCCAGUCGACGUCAAGGUAUUCGAGCGCGAAGAGCACCCUCAUUCUGGGCUGCACGGGUAUCGAGUGGGCAUCAGCCCGCAAGGUGCCCAUGCACUGCAGCAGCUUCUCCCGGAGGACCUGUUCAAAAUGUUUCUGCAUACGUCGGCGCUUCCACCGAAGCACUUCGUAAUGCUCGACCAGCAUCUGGACCGAUUGCUUGCAAUGAACAUAAGCUCAGUUCCAGAGGACUCAGUAAAGAAGCAUGACGCACAACUGCCGGUUGAUCAAGAGCAUAGCGUGUCGCGCAUGAACUUGCGACAGGUCCUCUUCACCGGCCUCGGUGAUUCGUUGCUGCUCAACAAGCAAUUCGUCCGGUACGAGCUGCACGACGGUGGUAAUUGCACAGUGACAGCUCAUUUCGCUGAUGGCACUAGCUAUGACGGUGACAUACUGAUCGGUGCAGACGGCUCAAGGUCAUCAGUGCGGAAGCAACUGCUGCCUGACGAGAAAGUCUUCGAGACGGGCAUAAUCGCGCUGGCAGCCAAGUUCCCGUUAUCUGUCCUUUCCGACAAGGGAAAGAGCAAUGCACCGGAUCUGCCGGAAGAGUGUCAGCGUGCAGUGACCAUUCUAGUCGGCAAAAAUGGCGUGGGCGGCAGCCUCCACUCCAUGGCCUUUCGGGACGCAUCCCAACUCGACGCAGCUGAGCGCGACAACUUUAAGGACCUGCUGGAUCGGUGUGAACCGUCCAUGCAAAGCUGGGCGCAUUGGGCGUUAUGGGGAUCGGAAGACAAGUUUCAAGCGGAUAUUGACCAGCGCAAAGGGAAAGGCGUGAUGGACGCUGCAAAGGACCUGAUAAAGCAACAAGGAUGGUCCGAAGGCAUGCUGCGCCUGAUCGAGCUCUCUGACCCGUCCUCCGCUUUCUCAAUUCGCAUCAAAACGAGCGAGCCGCGCAAGGCAGGCUGGGAACCAUCUGAUCACGGCGUGGCGUUGCUUGGUGACGCGGUACACACCAUGGCGCCAGGGAAGGGCAUCGGCGCCAAUACGGCGCUCAAGGACGCGUUGCAGCUGUGCAACAAGCUUGUCGCUCUCUCGUCCGAGCUCAAGUGCGAUAUCGACACGCCGGUCGUCGGGCCCGAGCGACGCAAGCUUGUCAAGGCGGCAAUCGGUGCGUAUGAGGAAGAAAUGCGAGGAUACGCCUAUCCCGCGGUCAUUGCUUCGCGCUCGAGGAUGGACGCUAGAGGGUGGGAGCAUCAUUACCCGCUCUACUCGGCCAUUCUGUACUGGUGCAUGUGCACCCUUCUUAGGCUCGUUGAUCGCUCGUCCGGAUUCAAGGAGCUCAUGCGCAGGCAGAUGAUCAAGGGGAGGGCACGAGAAGAGGCGUCGGAAUGAAUUCAUCGAAGGCAGAUAUCUGGUGAGAGGUGACACAGCUUGGGACUUUAUGACCUGUAUGUCCAAGGCCCGAAACAGCCGAUCAACGGGGCUUCCUUACGUCCUGCCGUCUAACGUGCCUAAAUGUGUGGAAUCUAUUCGAAUAUCCAUGCUCGAUUCGAUGGCGUGCGUUUGCUUCACUCCCACCGCGUGAUCGAUGUUUAAGUCGAACAGAGCUUCCCUCGCUUGGAUAACUGUACAGCGCUGCGGACGGGGG